UACCACCUCUGUAAUCCACAGGUCUUCUAUACCAUGAUCACCAUGAAUGGCAAAAGUCGCAACUGCAUUGGCACACAUGUUAGUAGUUAAGGUGCAAAUUGGCAACACUCAAAAAAUUCUGUCUGAAGCACUGAUAUCACCUGCAACUUACACCCAGGUGAAAUGGUCCAUGUGGGUUGUUGUUUAUGUGUUAUGUUCUUAUGAAUCAUUGGAUUGUGCAGUAACUAAUCAGGGGCCGUAUUCAUCAACAUUCUUAGAGUGCUUAAGAAUUCUUAACUAUUAGAAUUUCUAAGAAUUAUUUAGGUUUCACGCUUAACUGUAAGAAAUUUCUUAAGUCAUAUUUAUAAAACCUCUUAUUCUUAGUUUUACUCUUAAAGUCACCAAAAAGUUAGGAGUCCUCACAUAGCUCUCUCAGACACUCAACAAAAUGGCCACCAAUCAAUGCCGACUCAGAGUUUUCACCCAAGAAAGGAUGUAUAUUCGACGUAUACUGACGAUGAACUAGUCACAAGAUUCGUCUAGACAGUGGUGGCAUUCGUUCCAUCACAGAUCUCAUGCAGAACGAAUUAACCUCCCCAACAAAAAGAAAUUUCUCGGUAGAUGCCGACAUCAAGGUAGCCAUUACUCUUCGCUACCUUGCUACGGGAAAAAUGCAAAUGUGCAAUGGUGAAGACUUCAGUAUCAGUCAGCCUAGCAUAAGAAAAAUCAUCCCUGACACCAUCAGCGCCUUAUGUCAGCCUGCUCUGAUUAGAAGGUUCAUCAAAAUGCCCACACAGCGAUCGGACAUGCGAAGAAGACACCAAGGCCAGUUCCGAGCUAUCGCUGGCUUUCCUGGUGUUGUUGGAGUUAUUGAUGGCACCCACAUUUGUGUAAUAGCUCCAAGUGAGCACGAAGUUGAAUAUGUAAACAGAAAAAACUUUCGCUCACUCAAUGUGCAACUCAUAUUCGAUUCCGAGCAAAGGAUAUGUGAUGUCGUUGCAAAAUGGCCAAUGGUGACACACGACGCACGAAUCUUGAAUGAAAGUGGUAUGCAAGUACUUUUUGAGAUGGGAAUAAUGCGUCAUGGAUGUCACCUGUUGGGAGACCGUGCUUCAUGUCAGAGGUGGCUGCUGACACCCUUCAUCCAACCGCAAACUGGCCAACAGGCAAGAUAUAACAGAAGUCACAAGGCUACAAGGUGUGUGGUGGAGAGAGGAAUUGGACAGCUGGCUGUGAUUCCAUGUCCUACAUGGGGAAUUCCGCCUCAGACCACAAAAUAUAUCAAAGAGUGUAGUAUUCCAUUUGAGCCUCCAGCACUUGCACUUCCAGCUGCUGUUUCCUGGUCACAUAGUCCACACAUAGUCCAGUUGUGGUGGUGGCGAUGGUUGUAUUGGUGGCACAGCUUACGGGGAGUAAUGAUGGAAUGUCCUGCUGUCCACACUUUCCUGCAAGGGCUCAUCAUUGUCCAGUGAACUUGAAAAAUAUAAUUUGAUAAUUAACUGAUUGUGGAUCUGGCAUUAACUUUACAUACAAUUUCAAAUGUGCAAAUAUAUCUUGUUCACUAACAGACAAACUUAUUAUCAAUAUCAAUUCUUCCAUUUACUGUUAUAUAUUUAAGCUAUCAAUCUUAUUCUAUGUUUCCAGCAUUACAUAAUUGCUGGAUAAAAGGAAUGAAUAUUGAUUGUG
Haliotis rubra (blacklip abalone) is the source of this 1665-nucleotide messenger RNA. RefSeq names its product putative nuclease HARBI1. The record is from RefSeq and is a predicted model, not a curated record. The transcript has 3 exons. NCBI's taxonomy places the organism in Eukaryota, Metazoa, Mollusca, Gastropoda, Lepetellida, Haliotidae. Bases 555 to 1451 code for a protein of 298 amino acids.